Messenger RNA from Thermochaetoides thermophila DSM 1495, 933 nucleotides. RefSeq lists its product as uncharacterized. Bases 1 to 933 code for a protein of 310 amino acids. The record is from RefSeq and is a predicted model, not a curated record. Lineage: Eukaryota; Fungi; Ascomycota; Sordariomycetes; Sordariales; Chaetomiaceae. The transcript is spliced from 4 exons. Gene Ontology annotation, cellular component: endoplasmic reticulum. Gene Ontology annotation, molecular function: oxidoreductase activity.
AUGGCCUCCGAGUCCCUUCUUGCUCGCAAGUACUUCGACGGGAUCUACAUCCCGCUCGGCCUCAUUGUCCUCGGCACGGCCAUUAUCAAGACCGAGUGGACGCACUAUGCCCUGCUGGUGGGCAUCGUCCUCGGCGGCAUCAAGUACUACCGGAUGACCCCCAAGAAGGUCCUCAAGCCCGAUGCUUUUCAGGAGUUCGAGCUCAUUGAGAAGACCAUUCUCUCGCACAAUGUCGCCAUCUACCGCUUCAAGCUCCCGUCCCCGACCUCGAUCCUGGGCCUACCUAUUGGCCAGCACAUCUCGAUUGCCGCCGACAUCAAGCAGCCCGACGGCACAACCAAGGAGAUCGUGCGUUCGUACACUCCCAUCUCGGGUGACGAACAGCCUGGCAGCUUCGACCUGUUGAUCAAGUCGUACCCUCAGGGCAACAUCAGCAAGCACAUUGCCUCUCUGAGCAUUGGUCAGACGAUUCGUGUUCGCGGCCCCAAGGGUGCCUUCGUGUACACUCCCAACAUGGUGCGCGCCUUCGGCAUGAUUGCUGGUGGUACCGGCAUCACUCCCAUGCUGCAAAUCAUCAAGGCCAUCAUCCGCGGCCGCAAGGACGGCGAUCGCACCGAGGUCGACCUGAUCUUCGCCAACGUCACCGAGCAGGAUAUUCUUCUCAAGGAGGACCUCGACGCCCUCGCUGCCAAGGACAAGGGCUUCCGCGUGCACUAUGUGCUGGACAAGCCUCCUGCUGGCUGGACUGGUGGUGUGGGCUAUGUCACGGCUGAGAUGAUCCAGAAAUGGCUUCCUAAGCCGGCCGACGAUGUCAAGAUCUUGCUCUGCGGUCCCCCGCCCAUGGUGAGCGGUCUCAAGAAAGCCACCGAGGGUCUUGGUUUCAAGAAAGCUCGCCCUGUCAGCAAGCUUGAGGACCAGGUGUUUGCUUUCUAA